AUGUCUUCUGAACAUUUCGACUUCACUGACCAUUCCCACAGACGUUACAAUCCAUUAACUGACUCAUGGAUCUUAGUCUCCCCUCAUAGAGCAAAGAGACCUUGGUUAGGUCAACAAGAAACUGUCUCAAAACCAAAUGCUCCAGAGUAUGAUGAGAAGUGCUACUUAUGUCCAGGCAACACUAGAGCUACUGGUGGUUCCAAUCCAAAAUAUGAAGCUACUUAUAUUUUCCAAAAUGACUAUGCUGCUGUAAAAUUAGAUCAACCUGAAUUGAAGGAAGAGGGGGAUGCAGACUCUUUGAGAAACAGGCUAUUUAAGGUUAAAUCUGUCAGAGGUAAUUGUUAUGUUAUUUGUUUCUCUCCAAAACAUAAUCUAACGAUCCCCCAAAUGGAAACUGACGAAUUAAUUCAAGUAAUCAGUGCUUGGCAAAAACUAUACAAUGAUGUUUCCAUUGAAGCCAAGACUGAAGGUAAACCGUUUAAAUAUUUACAAAUUUUCGAAAAUAAAGGUACUGCUAUGGGUUGUUCUAACUUACAUCCACAUGGUCAAGCUUGGUGUCUGGAAUCAGUUCCAAGUUUAGUGGAUCAAGAGUUCAAAUCCUUUAAUAAAUAUGAACAUGAACAUUCCACACAUUUGUUGGCAGAUUAUGUUAAGUUAGAAUUAGAAGAAAAAUCAAGAAUUGUAUUAGAAAAUGAUACCUUUUUAGUGGUCGUUCCAUACUGGGCUACAUGGCCAUUUGAAACAAUGAUUGUUUCCAAGACUCAUUUAUCAUCAGUUGCUGAAUUCACUGAUAAGCAAAAAGCUGAUUUAGCUUCUAUAAUGAAAAAAUUAACUACUAAAUAUGAUAACCUGUUCGAAUGUAGUUUCCCAUACUCAAUGGGUUUACAUCAAGCCCCAUUAAAUGCUACUGAGGAAGAAAAGAAGACUAGUUGGUUUCAUAUGCAUUUCUACCCACCUCUAUUGAGAUCUGCUACCGUCAGAAAAUUCUUGGUUGGUUUUGAAAUGCUUGGUGAACCACAAAGAGAUUUAACUGCUGAACAAGCAGCUGAUAGAUUGAGAGCCCUAGAUUCUGAAACCCAUUAUCUACAAAAGUUGUAA
Molecule: messenger RNA, 1098 nt
Organism: Tetrapisispora phaffii CBS 4417
Lineage: Eukaryota; Fungi; Ascomycota; Saccharomycetes; Saccharomycetales; Saccharomycetaceae
Gene: GAL7
Product: UDP-glucose:hexose-1-phosphate uridylyltransferase
Exons: 1
Coding region: 1-1098 (365 amino acids)
Biological process (GO): beta-D-galactose catabolic process via UDP-galactose, Leloir pathway
Cellular component (GO): cytoplasm
Molecular function (GO): zinc ion binding; UDP-glucose:hexose-1-phosphate uridylyltransferase activity
Source: RefSeq, a predicted model, not a curated record